Messenger RNA from Neopelma chrysocephalum (saffron-crested tyrant-manakin), 3663 nucleotides. RefSeq names its product glycine receptor alpha 4 (gene GLRA4). Gene Ontology annotation, cellular component: synapse; plasma membrane; neuron projection. The record is from RefSeq and is a predicted model, not a curated record. Lineage: Eukaryota; Metazoa; Chordata; Aves; Passeriformes; Pipridae. The transcript is spliced from 10 exons. Gene Ontology annotation, biological process: chemical synaptic transmission; nervous system process; signal transduction. Bases 151 to 1647 code for a protein of 498 amino acids. Gene Ontology annotation, molecular function: transmembrane signaling receptor activity; transmitter-gated monoatomic ion channel activity; chloride channel activity.
GACUAUGAGGAGCGGGACCGGGCGGGGGGCGGCGGCAGCGGCGGCAGCGGCCCCGGUGCGGCGGGAGCGGGAGCGGGAGCGGGGACGGCUCCGCCGCCGGCCGGGUCAUGCCCGUGCGCCCGGGGCGGCGGGGCUGCGGGCUGCGGCGGGAUGGGCGCGCUCCGGGCCGGUGCCCUCGCCUUCCUCCUCCUCCUCCUCCUCGGCUGCCUCCUGCCCCGGCGCGGCCCGCUCAGGCUGGUCUCAGGGCGGGAGGAGAUUAAAGCUGCUUCCCGAAGCUCACCCCAGCCCAUGUCGCCCUCUGAUUUCCUGGACAAGCUUAUGGGACGAACAUCAGGGUACGACGCCCGAAUUCGACCCAAUUUCAAAGGUCCACCCGUCAACGUGACGUGCAACAUCUUCAUCAAUAGCUUUGGCUCCGUCACCGAGACCACUAUGGACUACCGGGUGAACGUGUUCCUGCGGCAGCAGUGGAACGACCCCCGCCUGGCCUACCGCGAGUACCCCGACGACUCCCUCGACCUCGACCCCUCCAUGCUCGACUCCAUCUGGAAGCCAGACCUGUUCUUUGCCAACGAGAAAGGGGCCAAUUUCCACGAGGUCACCACCGACAACAAGCUGCUGCGCAUCUUCAAGAAUGGCAAUGUGCUCUACAGCAUCAGGCUGACACUGAUCCUGUCCUGCCCCAUGGACCUCAAGAACUUCCCCAUGGACAUCCAGACAUGCACCAUGCAGCUGGAGAGCUUUGGCUACACCAUGAACGACCUCAUCUUUGAGUGGCUGGAGGAGCAGGAGGCUGUGCAGGUGGCAGAGGGCUUGACACUCCCACAGUUCAUCCUCAGGGAUGAGAAGGACCUGGGCUAUUGCACCAAGUACUACAACACAGGCAAGUUCACCUGCAUUGAGGUGAAGUUCCACCUGGAGAGGCAGAUGGGUUACUACCUGAUCCAGAUGUACAUCCCCAGCCUGCUCAUUGUCAUCCUCUCCUGGGUCUCUUUCUGGAUCAACAUGGAUGCGGCGCCAGCCCGAGUGGGCUUGGGCAUCACCACGGUGCUCACCAUGACCACACAGAGCGCCGGCUCCCGGGCCUCCCUGCCCAAGGUGUCCUACGUGAAGGCCAUUGACAUCUGGAUGGCCGUGUGCCUGCUCUUCGUCUUUGCUGCCCUGUUGGAAUACGCAGCCGUCAACUUUGUCUCCCGCCAGCACAAGGAGUUCAUGCGCCUGCGCCGCCGCCAGCGCCGACAGAGGAUGGGCCUGAGCAGCGGGACGGCCAGCCUGGAGUCCCUGCGGCAGCUGAGCAGCCGGCACAGCAGCGAGCACACCUACGCGACGCUCUCGCAGCUCUCCAGCUCCCGGGAGGAAGAGCUUGUCCGUGAGAGCCGCUUCUACCUGCGAGGCUACGGGCUGGGCCACUGCCUGCAGCCCAAGGAUGGGGCUGGGGAGGGCCCCAGCAUGUACAGCCCUGCUCCAGCCACUCCAGCCACGCUGCUGCGGGAGGGGGAGGCCCUCCACAGGCGCUACCUCGACCGGGCCAAGCGCAUCGACACCAUCUCCCGAGCCGUCUUCCCCUUCACCUUCCUGGUCUUCAACAUCUUCUACUGGGUCGUUUACAAAGUGCUGCGCUCGGAGGACAUCCACCUGGUGCCCUGAGGCCUGGAAAAGUACGACUGCCUGUCUGUCUGACCCCCCACAGUGUGCCCGGGCAACACAAGCUCAGCCAGAACUGCAUUUCCCUCUGUCCCAGAGCAGCGGCUCAGCUGGGCUGGGCCUCAGAGCCUGGACAUGUGGCAGCCCAUUCCCCACUGGAUGUCAGGGCACCAGGCAGGGGGAUCAACAACCGCAGGUCCCCACAGUCAGCUGGAGAGAGGGACCCUUCCUAAUUCCUGCAUGGUGUCACCCCCAAGUACCCAGGGAUGCUGAUCUGCUGGGGAAGCCCUAGGUACCCGGGGAUGCUGUGCUGACAGGGCACAGGGGAACAAGUACUACCCAGGAAUGCACUGCUGGAUGGCACAGGGGAGCCCCUGGUACUCUGGCAUGCUGCACAAGACAGUGGCCAAAGAACAUCACCUUCCAGAAAAAUACUCUCCCCCUCCACACCUACCCAGUUAGGCUGUGGCUUCUCCAGGCUGCAUCAUGGAGCUGAGGGCCACGAGAAGCAAGGGGAGAGGCUGCAGUUCUCUCUCCUCUAGCCUGGAGCUCGGUUGCAGGAAAGGCUGGACUGUAUGGGGUGCUGGCUACGGCCCCAUAGCCCCCAGCCCAGCAAUGGACAGGGCCCCUCCAGCCCCCAGCCAGCUCCAACGCACAGCAAAGCAGUGGAUGAGGGAUGCUUCCCUCCCUGCACAGCUCAGAACUGCCCAUGGUGCCCACGGCUGCAGGCAGGACUGUGGCAGGGGCACUGGACAGGAGGCUCUGUUUGCUCCAAGGCAGUGCCAGCUCUGAGGCAGGCAGCAGGCAAUCCCAGUCCCGCUGAUGGCGAGGGGGCAGAGAUGGCCACUGCAGUUGCAGAUGGCAGUCACUGGGCACUGGGGAGCCAGCACUGCACUAUCAGCCGGGUAGGGCCCACAGCCCAUCUUCCAAGGGAGUUUUUCAGGAUGAAAGCAGUGGGGACAGCUUGGCUGAUCCUUUUGGGUGAGCAGAGUGAGUGGUGGCAUCCCCAGACUGCUGCAUUCCCACAGCACCACAGUGCCAGCAGAGAGCCGGAGGUGGAAACCAGCCUGUUCCCCAGCCUGGCACCUGGGUGCAGCAUCCCCUGGACAUUUUCACCCCUGUUACCCCUCCACUGGACAGGAAAGCAACUGAAACCUUGACAGGACAAGCUCAGCAAGGCUUCCAGCCCUCCAGACCUGGAUACCCUCCAUGCUUAGCAGGAAAUAAAAGCAGUAGGUAACAUUUAUGUAGGUCCUACAGAGAGAAACGUGUUGAUGUUCUCCUUUCCCUCUGCCCACAGUCAGCCUGGGUGGGCUUGCAGCCCAUCCCCUCCACAGCAUGGGAGCCAGGGAAGGCCCAGUGUCUUCCAGGUAGGGCAGGAUGGAAACAGGAUUUUCCCCUUUCCCUGAAGGCUGAGGUGCCCCCAUGGCACAGCAGUGACCCACCUGUCAUGGCAGAAUGGACCCUGCGGGGCAGGGGGACAUGGGCAGGAGGCCAGCACUGCCUUCUGAAGCCAGACCCAGGAAGAAACCCCUGCUAUGACCCCUGCCCUGGCUCCUCAGGCAGGAAUCACCCUUUCCCUCACAGGACUGGGAGCAUCGCCCUGCCCCACCCGACCCCCUGAACCCCAUAGAGUCCUCAGCCACGUGCACCCAUUCCACAGACUGGGCAAGCAGAGAACUGGCCCCAGGCCACCCCACGAGAGGACUGAGGGACCCACAAGGACAGGCUGGGCCAGCUCCAUCCCAUCACCACCUCUGUGCAUGCCUCCCCCACCGUGGGGUUCCCUGUGGGGCCCCACCCCGUGUCCAGGCCAGACUCGCUUUUGGGGAGGCCCUGUUUGGAGGCAGAGGAAGGGGUGUCCCUCGGCUCCCCAGCACCCAAGGCAGUGCCAAAUGGGGAGGUACCAGAGUCUGAGCAGCACCCACAGGCACUGGGCAGCCACACCAACCUCCAGCAGUGGUGGGUUUUUAAACAGCAUCAAUCUUCCUACGCAAAUAAAGCUUUCUGGGGUUUUCA